AGAGAGAGAGAGAGAGAGAGAGAGAGAGAGAGAGAAUGGUGCUACACAUAGUGCUAUUCCUGCUACUUAAUCUGGGCUUCCAAUUACUAGGAGCACAAAACCUCCAAGUGGGGUUCUAUAAAGACAAAUGCGAAGAUGCUGAAUUAAUUGUGAAAGAAGAGGUGGAAAAGGCCUUUGACAAAGAUUACGGAAUUGCUCCUGGUCUUGUUAGAAUGCAUUUUCAUGACAGUUUUGUCAGGGGGUGCGAUGCAUCUAUUUGCAUCGACUCGACCCCAGGCAAUCUAGCAGAAAAGGAUGGCCCCCCUAACGGCAUUACUCUCCGAGGGUUUGAAGUCAUAGAUGAUGCCAAGGCCAGGCUCGAGGCCGAGUGCAAAGGGGUGGUCUCUUGUGCUGAUAUACUCGCUUUUGCAGCCAGAGAUGCUGUCCACAUUACAGGAGGUUUAUACUGGGAUGUUCCAGCGGGAAGGAGGGAUGGAAGGAUUUCGCGGGCUUCAGAGACCGUUGACAUACCUCCUCCCUUCGGAGACCUAGAUCUAAUCACUCGCGCCUUUCUUAAGAAAGGGCUUACUCAACGUGAAAUGGUUGCACUUGUUGGAGCACAUACAAUCGGGCGCUCCCAUUGCUUUUCAUUCAGCAACAGGUUAUACAACUUCAGCGCAACAAAUAGCCGGGAUCCAACCUUAGACCCCUUCUACGCGGCCCAACUAAAGCAGGAAUGUCCCCGAGGCCAGGGGGGAAAUGUGGAUUCAAAUCUCGUGGUUGAGAUGAACUUCAGCCCGGCUUUAAUGGACCCAAGCUAUUUCGCAGAUGUCUUGCACCAACGCGGCCUGUUCACCUCAGACCAGACUCUCACUACCAGCCAACAAACCACGGACCAGGCAACGUUGUAUGCCGGAAAUGGGCUGAUUUGGCAGCAAGACUUUGUGUCGGCUAUGAUCAAGAUGAGUGAGAUUCAGGUGCUCACGGGGACUGCGGGCGAGAUCCGGUCCAACUGUAGGAGGAUCAACCCGUGAGGCCUAGAUGUUGUUACUUUCAUGUGCUACUCAUAAUAAGGUUUUGCUUGAAGCUUAGCAAAGACCAAAACAAAAUAAGAAAAUCAUGGCUACUGCCAGGCUUUUGAGGGUUUCAAUUGUUGUAUUUUAGUCGGUUUCUGUAUUACAAUAAGAUGGUCCAUGAGGGAAAUUAUGUUGAACUAGUGGAUGUCCGUGUCUAAAGGCACGUUGGAAUG
Rhododendron vialii is the source of this 1228-nucleotide messenger RNA. Its product is annotated as peroxidase 5-like. NCBI's taxonomy places the organism in Eukaryota, Viridiplantae, Streptophyta, Magnoliopsida, Ericales, Ericaceae. The coding region runs from base 36 to 1013 and encodes 325 amino acids. The transcript is spliced from 4 exons. The record is from RefSeq and is a predicted model, not a curated record. Gene Ontology annotation, cellular component: plasmodesma; plant-type cell wall. Gene Ontology annotation, molecular function: peroxidase activity; heme binding. Gene Ontology annotation, biological process: response to oxidative stress; hydrogen peroxide catabolic process.